CCAGCGCCCGGCGCGCGGCCGCUGCAUUCCGGCGGGGACCGCGGGGAUCUGGGAUGACCCUGGUGGCUUUCCAGCCCGGCCUUUUACUGGGAAAGCCUUCCUCCCCUUCACCAACGCCGCUUCCUCUCUCUCCUAAGUCGGCCUGGAGUCUUUAAGGACAGCCGCGGAGGAGGAGGAGGAGGAGGAGGAAGCCCGGGCUUGCGGGCAGUGGAUGUUCCGCCCGGGAAAAGACUGCAAGUUGGGUGUGCGCCCCGGGACCCGGGAGAGGAGGGGACCACCGCCCUCCAGCCAUGGACCAUCACCCAGGCUUCAGAGGAUGGGAUGUGAAGACUCUGUGAGAACUGAAGAUCCAUUCUGCCAGUAGACACCUAUCCCCAAACCCCAAUUUCAAAAUUGAGGAUUAGCUUCAAGGUGCUGGUGGUCUCGAACUUUCUUUCACUGCUGUGGCCCCCAACAGUCCCCUUGGGUCCUCGUUCCUCCAUUUGGUGAAUGAUGGCAUCCAGCCUAACUUGUACCGGAGUGAUCUGGGCUCUGCUUUCUUUUCUUUGUGCAGCCACCUCCUGUGUGGGCUUCUUUAUGCCUUACUGGCUCUGGGGCUCCCAACUGGGCAAACCUGUGUCCUUUGGCACUUUCCGGAGGUGCUCGUACCCCGUUCACGAUGAGAGCCGGCAGAUGAUGGUGAUGGUGGAGGAGUGUGGGCGCUAUGCCUCCUUCCAGGGCAUCCCCAGUACAGAAUGGAGAAUUUGCACCAUUGUGACCGGAUUGGGCUGUGGCCUCCUCCUCCUGGUGGCGCUCACCGCCCUCAUGGGAUGCUGCGUAUCUGAGCUCAUCUCCAGGACUGUGGGAAGAGUGGCUGGAGGAAUUCAGUUUGUGGGGGGAUUGUUGGUUGGUGCUGGCUGUGCCCUCUAUCCAUUGGGCUGGGACAGCGAAGAAGUUCGGCAGACUUGUGGCUACAUUUCUGGCCAAUAUGACUUGGGUAAGUGUGAAAUAGGCUGGGCCUACUAUUGCACUGGAGCAGGAGCCACCACUGCCAUGCUGCUGUGUACCUGGCUGGCCUGCUUCUCAGGCAAGAAACAGAAGCAAUACCCCUACUGACAUGGAGUCACUGAAAGUCAACAGAGAAGAUAGCCUGAAGGGACUGAGACACCCAAAAGCUUUCAGAAGGUGGAAUCAAGGCUCUAUUCAUUUGAUGCAAAUGAGAUGAAACCCAAUGGAAAUCAAAAAUGCUAUGUAAUGUAGUCAUGUGCUGCAAGAAUUUUAUGAAAGUAAAGGAAAGCAUAAAAUGAUAGGGAAAAAAAUGGACCAAAGGCUGAAAAUAUUGCAGGGUUUUGGGUGUUUCUCUUCCAUAGAAUAUUAUUCAUAUAGAACACAUAGACAUACAAAACAUACAAAAAAAUUUAUAUAUGCAAACAGAGGUUUUGAUUUCUUUUUGAAGAUGAGGACUCAGAGAAGACUCAAAAGGGCUAGUAGAAACAGUAUUAUGUUGAGAAGCAGGGUAACCCCCAGAUGUUCCCCUGUAGGUCACAGCACUUCUGAAAGCACAUGAGCACAUCCAGACAUCUGCAUUUCAUAUAUCCCACACACAAACAGAAAUCAUCCACAGAGAACACGAGAGGGUUAGUGGCACAUUUCUCUUUUUUCUUUUUAAUAUACAUUUAAAAUACAGUAUUAUCACUUUAUAAAUCAUACAUUAAACCUAGUAAAUGGACCAAUAUGACACUUUACCAGUAUUUUGUAUAACUUACAUAAACCCUUUGUCCUCAAAGUGUCUUCAGUGUUUAUGCAUACCUUUAUAGUUAAGCCUUUAUUAUUCCAUAUUAUUCAAAAUAUGCAAUAUUUCUCUGAGUAGCUUUUGCAAUUAUAUGAAGAAUAAACUUCCUGUCUACUCUAGGAGAGAGUACAGCUGAAGGUAAAAGAAUAAUGGUCUCAUUAGAUAUUUUUUUUGCCCAUUAUUGUAAUGUUGUGCCACACUUGUUUCAAUAUUAAUUUUGUAAAGAAUAAAAAGUGCUAUUUUGUUUGUAUUUGAAAAGCUCUGUGAAUAAAUUCUCUCUUUGAUCAAUA
Messenger RNA from Suncus etruscus (white-toothed pygmy shrew), 2061 nucleotides. RefSeq names its product LHFPL tetraspan subfamily member 6 (gene LHFPL6). Lineage: Eukaryota; Metazoa; Chordata; Mammalia; Eulipotyphla; Soricidae. The transcript has 4 exons. Bases 490 to 1095 code for a protein of 201 amino acids. The record is from RefSeq and is a predicted model, not a curated record. Gene Ontology annotation, cellular component: membrane.